AAUUAUUAACAGGCAUCUGAUCUGAACAAGGCUCCUAACUCCGCAGUCUAAGGCUGUGAUUUGAUUCCUGGCAACAUGUGGUUGACGGGUCUGAGAUUUGCUCUCCUGGUUUGGAUCCCUGGAGUUCUGCCUGCUGUGAACGAAGCGGAGCCGUGCAGCGCUCCCGACCUGAAAAACGGUUACUUUCUCCCGGUGCAAGAGUUUUAUCCUCAUGGCUCACAUGUAAGAUACAGCUGUGAUACGGGAUACAAAACCACAGAGGAGGGAUGGUGGGCGACAAUAGAAUGUCAACAUGGCGACUGGUCCGAUAAACCGGAGUGUGUUGUGGAGACAGUCUGCCUUCCUCCGGUUAUUCCAAACGGCAAAUUCAAGCGAAACCUAAACGGUUCGUUUGAAAUAAACUGCAACGCGGGAUAUUCGCUAAACGGCCUGGAUAACAUCGUGGAGUGCCUCAGCGGGACGUUGUCCGCGGUGCCGCUCUGCCAGAAACAGCCCCAGGCGUGCGGCCAGCCACCAGCUGUCCCCAAUGCGGUCGUUAUUCAGACAUACCAGGAGGUGUUUGAUGCUUAUUCCACAGUGACGUAUCAGUGCAGAGAUGGAUUUCUGACACAGAACAGAGAGUCCGAAAAAACUGCCUACUGCGAUGCUGGGAACUGGGUCGGAAUUCCACGUUGCACUCGUUCUGCCAGACCAGGACCCCCGGACACUCAGACGACUUUCGUAUCCAUCGAUCGUUGUGGAGAAAUCCCUCAUGUUCCAAACGGACUUCCUGUGCAACAGGAGCAACGUUAUUUGAAAUACAAGUGUCAGAUGUAUUACAAGUUAGUGGGUCCUGAAACAGUGGUGUGUCACAGAGGUGGCACGUGGUCCGAACUCCCCAAAUGCAAAGAGGACUUCUGUCUUCUGAACACUGCAGAGUAUCCUGAUCUAAUAAAUACUGGUAAUACAUUUAUCAGAAAUGGGAAAACAGAGUAUCCAAAAUGUGUUGAUAGAUGGAUGUUAAAUCAUUACGUUGUGGCUCGGUGCAUCGAAGGAAGACUCCGUGUAUCUGAAUGCUGCUCCUGGGCCAAGAUACAAUUUGUGAGUAUUUGUGUGUUACUUAAAAAUGUUUUUGUUGCUCACAUGCUCUUAAUAUUUCAGGCAUUUCAAAGUAUAAAAUUGUUAUUUUUGUGUAUUUAUAUAUAUGUAUAAACAACUAAAUCAGUUAUUUUUUAAAUGUUUUUAUUGUAUCCAGAAUGCAUGCUGAGGCACCACUGGGAAAAUAUCUGACCUCCCUGGGCUGAGCUGAUGGACUGAGAACAAAUGGAAACAUGAACCCAUUUGAAACAACUUGACACUGAAUGUGUUGCUAACAACCAGGCUGGAUAUUUUCAUUCUGUUCUAGCAUACCAAUAAAAUUCAAUCUUGUUGA
Messenger RNA from Poecilia reticulata (guppy), 1411 nucleotides. RefSeq names its product complement factor H-related protein 3-like. The record is from RefSeq and is a predicted model, not a curated record. Lineage: Eukaryota; Metazoa; Chordata; Actinopteri; Cyprinodontiformes; Poeciliidae.